This is a messenger RNA of Oncorhynchus kisutch (coho salmon), 939 nucleotides long. Its product is annotated as matrilin-2-like. The record is from RefSeq and is a predicted model, not a curated record. Lineage: Eukaryota; Metazoa; Chordata; Actinopteri; Salmoniformes; Salmonidae. The transcript has 3 exons. The coding region runs from base 1 to 756 and encodes 251 amino acids.
AUGAGGUCUCUGGCCCUCAGGCUCUUUUGCCUGCUCUGCUGCGAUACAGUCCGAGUGGACCACAGAGACAGACGCCAUCCCAGACCAUCCGUUCUGUCCGGAGGACGCAAUGACUCGGUCAUCCAGUCCAACUCAGUGGAGAGCCUGUGUAAAGGGAAGCCCCUGGAUUUUGUGUUCAUCAUCGACAGCUCCUGCAGCGUAGGUCCCAGCGACUACGAUAAGGUCAAGAUCUUCAUCACCAACAUCCUGGCCUUCCUGGACGUGGGGCCGGAGGCGACGCACGUCGGGCUGCUGCAGUACGGCAGCGUGGUGCAGAACGAGUUCUCCCUCAACACCUACAGCAGCAAGGCAGAUGUGGAGCAGGUGGUGAAGGCCAUGGACCACCUGGCCACCGGCACCAUGACCGGCCUGGCUAUCCAGUACACCAUGGAGACAGCCUUCACCGAGCCAGAGGGCGCCCGACCCGCCGACAUGCACAUCCCCCGCAUCGCCAUGAUCAUAACGGACGGGCGCCCCCAGGACACGGUGGAGGAGGUGGCAGCACAGGCCCGGCAGGCGGGCAUCCAGAUAUUCGCCAUCGGUGUGGGCAGGGUGGAUAUGAACACGCUGCGGGUCAUCGGGAGUGAGCCCCACUCGGAGCAUGUGUACCUGGUGGCCAACUUCAGCCAGAUAGAGACCCUCACCUCCGUCUUCCAGUCCAAUAUGUGUGGAGCUGUUUUCUCUCUGUUCAUCUCUCAAUACUCUCAUGUGCUUUAAUCAUUAUAUUGAUGGAGAUUCUAAGGAAAUAUUAUUUGUAUGUAUGUGUGUAUGUGUGUGUAUGUAUUAAGUACAGACCUGUGCUCUGUGAUGGACCAUCAGUGUGAUCACCUCUCUGCACCCCAGCCUCCCACAUGUGCCGGUGCAGAAGGGGUUACACCCUUAACUCCGAUGGCAAGACCU